Hippoglossus stenolepis (Pacific halibut) is the source of this 2829-nucleotide messenger RNA. Its product is annotated as protocadherin alpha-C2-like. Gene Ontology annotation, biological process: homophilic cell-cell adhesion. NCBI's taxonomy places the organism in Eukaryota, Metazoa, Chordata, Actinopteri, Pleuronectiformes, Pleuronectidae. Gene Ontology annotation, molecular function: calcium ion binding. Gene Ontology annotation, cellular component: plasma membrane. The record is from RefSeq and is a predicted model, not a curated record.
CAAUGAUAGAAAUAUAUAACGAUCAUGAUACAAAAUGUAGCAAAAAUAUUAAUUUAAAACUAAAAGGGUGGCGCUGUUCCGUUAGUAAAAUUCCAGACCAUGAACGUCAUGACAGUGACUCGCUGCCAUUACGGCAGAUCGUGAAUCAGCCGGACAUUUCCGUGGUGUUGAAACGCCGCUCGGAAAACACACUCCUAGUUUUUUCAAAUAAUGCUGGAAUAUCGUGUGGAUUAAAACUAUAUUAAUAUGAUAGAGGUCGAUGAUCAUCACAACAAAUAAUCCUGGAUAUCUGCAUUAACACUGAUCUAAACACGGACAACAACACGAUCCUUUGUAACAAUGGAGUCUUGCAGAAGGUACGUGCUGCUCGUGGUUCUUGUUCUUUUUUCCUUCGUUCGUAACAUAUCGACAUCAGUGAGUCAUUAUUCAAUACCCGAGGAAAUGAAAGACGGAUCAGUUGUAGCAAACCUCGCUACUGAUCUCGGCCUGGAUGUGAAAACACUGAAUCAGAGGAAGAUGCGUCUGGAUAUCAUCGCAAAUAAGAAAUAUCUGGAUGUGAACAAAGAGACUGGGGAACUGUACAUUGUCGAGAAGAUUGACAGAGAAUAUAUUUGCAAUUACAAAUCAUCAGCGUCAUGUUAUCUCAAACUGGAAGUAAUACUAGAAAGCCCAGUAAGAAUAUUUAAUAUAGAGGUAGAAAUUCUGGAUAUAAACGACAACGCCCCUCAAUUUAGAAGAGACGCGAUACACUUAGACAUUUCUGAGUCGACGCCAAAAGGAGAGAGAUUCUCUCUCAGUAAUGCAGUUGAUCCUGAUGUCGGGAGCAACUCGGUGAAAACUUACCAUCUGAGUGAAAGCGAACAUUUUAAUAUUGAAGUUCAGACCGGAAGAGAUGGGUCGAAAUUUGCUGAAUUAAUCUUAAAAAAGACUUUAGACCGGGAGCAGCAGGCUGUUCAUAAUUUAAUACUCACAGCUGUAGAUGGAGGAACACCUGCUCGUUCUGGUACUGCCAGUGUUAUUGUUCGUGUUUUAGACACAAAUGACAACGCUCCUACGUUUGAUAAAGCGAUUCAUAGUGUAAAUAUAAUGGAGAAUUCCCCCAUAGGAAGUCUUGUUAUUCAUCUGAAUGCAACGGAUUUGGAUGAGGGGUCAAACUCUGACAUAAUUUACUCAUAUAGUUUAUAUACGUCAGAGAAAACACAGGAAACAUUUAAUCUGAAUCCUUCCACUGGUGAAAUUACUGUGAAGGGAAUGUUAAACUACGAGGACUUCAGGAUUUAUGAUAUGGAAGUUAUAGCAACCGACCACGGAGCCACUAGUUUAUCAGGACAAUGUACCAUAAAGAUUCUGGUUGAAGACAUGAAUGACAACCACCCAGAAAUAUCUAUUAAAUCAUUUCAGAGUCCAGUCAAUGAAAACAUAGAAUUAGACACAGUGAUCGCUGUGGUUAGUGUCAGUGAUAAAGACUCUGGUGACAAUGGAGUGGUUGAUCUUCGUAUUCCAGAUAAUAUGCCUUUCAAACUGAGAGAAUCCUCUGAUAACUAUUAUGAAUUAGUGGUGUCAGAGCCGUUAGACCGUGAGAAGGUUCCUGAAUAUGACGUCACUUUCACCGUCACAGACAGAGGUUCUCCUCCUUUAUCUGACAACGAAACUAUGACUUUAGAGCUGCUGGAUGUUAAUGACAAUGUUCCACAGUUCCCUCAGUCGUUUUACACGAUACGUGUGAUGGAGAAUAACGCACCUGGGGCCUUGCUCAGUUCACUCACUGCCUUUGACCCUGACCUCCAUGAAAACCAGUAUCUGGUUUAUUUCAUCCUAGAGAAGGAGAUAGCCAACACCUCCAUGUCCAUGCUGUUCUCCAUCAACCCAGAGAACGGUAAUCUUUACGCACUGAAAACUUUUGACUAUGAGAUCGAGAAGCAGUUUCUUUUCCACAUCGAGGCCAGAGACUCCGGUUCUCCUCCACUCAGCAGUAACGUCACCGUCCAUAUUGUUAUUGUGGACCAGAACGACAACGUUCCGGUUAUCGUGUCUCCGUGGCGCGCUUCGGUGGUGGGGAAGAUCCCCAGAUCCACCGAUAAAGGCUCUCUAGUUGCCAAGGUGAUCGCACUUGACACAGACUCGGUGCACAACUCUCGGAUUACCUACCAGUUUCUACAGGUGACUGACGCCACCUUGUUCAGUCUGGACCAAUACAACGGAGAGAUCCGGACUAUGAGGAUGUUCAGUUACAGAGAUCCGCGCCACCAGAGACUGGUUGUUGUUGCCAAGGACAACGGGGAGCCCGCUCUCUCUGCCACAGUCACCAUCAAGCUGUCCACAGUGGAGACUGUCGUUAAGGCCUACUCUGACAUGACUGAGGUGCCUCUAGAGUACGACAUCUUCUCAGACCUAAACCUGUAUUUGGUGAUCGGUCUGGGCUCCGUGUCGUUUCUCCUGCUCAUCACCAUAUUGGUCACCAUCGUGCUCAAGUGUCAGAAACCCAAGCCCAGCAAUGCGGCUCCUCCCUGCAGGAACAGUGUGAUCAGUGAGAGGAACUCCACCAUCGCAGAUUCCACUCUGGUCUCCAACGAUGCCUACUGGUACAGUCUGUUUCUGGCAGAGACCAGGAAAGGAAAGAUGGUGGUCAGACAGCCUGUGCCAAAGGGCUCCAGAUACAUCGUGUCCAGUAUACCGAGAGGAACAGGACUCACAGACACUAGCGACUCAGCAGCUUCUACUCUGCAGGUAGGAAAUCAAAUUACACUUAAAAAAUGCCCACAUCAUUUAUUAAUAUUGAGCCGUAUGUUGCUAUAUACUCUGAACAUUUUGUAGUACGUUUCAUUAGUU